AUGCGCCUCAGGGGAAGGGAGGCGGCGGUGAUGGCGCGGGGCGGCGACGCUGCAAGGAGAUCUUGCCGGUGGGCGGGGGCGACGGCCGCUGCAAUAGCGGGCGCGGGACGGCGGCACUGCAAUAGCGGGCGCGGUGGCACUGCAAGCGCGGGUGCGGGGCGAGGCCGGCGGGCGCGAGGCGGGCUUGAUCCUCGCGUCUGGAUCCAGGCGCUCAGUCGCGGGACGAGGCGGGCACGGGGCCAGGCGGGGCUUUGGGCUUACCGGCGAGGCGAGCGCGAGGCAGCCUCACUGCAAGGCGCGAGGCGGAGCUUGCCGGCGGGCGCCCCUCCUUCAGCUCGGCCUCAGCCGCCGCCGGUGCUGGUCAGAAGGGGAGGGAGGGAGAAAUUUGAGGAAGAAGGAGCAAUUUACUCCUAUGCCGCCUACGACAUCACCAACUCCUCUGCGGCCCAGUCCUACGCAGCCGACGACGACAUUGCUCCUUACCCGCAGCAGCAGCAGCCACAGUACCUCAAUUUCGGCGGCAGCAGCUAUCAGUACGAUGGUGCCGCGAGUGCUAUGGGCAUGGGCAUGGACAUGGACCAGUUCAGCGCGCUCAUGGAGGCCACGUCGAUCUCACCUGCUGCACCAUCCUGGGCGGAGCAGCACGAGGCAAAGAAGGCCAACGCCGAGUCUCCGCAGCUGAUCGGCGUGCGGAGGGGGCCGUGGGGCAAGUACGCCGCGGAGAUCCGGGACUCCACGCGCAGCGGCGAGCGCGUGUGGCUGGGCACCUUCGACACCCCGGAGGCCGCUGCGCUGGCCUACGACCAGGCGGCCUACACGUCGCGCGGAACUGCGGCCGUGCUCAAUUUCCCGGUGGAGCGAGUCCGGGAGUCGCUGCGCGUGCUGAAGCUCGGCGAAGCCGCGGACGCGGGGAAGGACGACUCGCCUGUGCUGGCGCUCAAGAGGCGCCACUGCAUCCGGAAGCGCACUCCCAAGGGCAAGGGCCAGGGUGACAUGAAGAAGAAGCAACCUGCUGCUGCUGCUGCGUCGAGCGUGCUGGAGCUGGAGGACCUAGGAGCAGACUACUUGGAAGAGCUGCUCGCGUUGUCCGAGCAGUGGUCGAAUGAAUGA
Molecule: messenger RNA, 1110 nt
Organism: Triticum aestivum (bread wheat)
Lineage: Eukaryota; Viridiplantae; Streptophyta; Magnoliopsida; Poales; Poaceae
Exons: 2
Coding region: 1-1110 (369 amino acids)
Biological process (GO): ethylene-activated signaling pathway; regulation of DNA-templated transcription
Molecular function (GO): DNA-binding transcription factor activity; DNA binding
Source: RefSeq, a predicted model, not a curated record